Oryctolagus cuniculus (rabbit) is the source of this 935-nucleotide messenger RNA. It is a transcript of the gene FUOM, whose product is annotated as fucose mutarotase. Lineage: Eukaryota; Metazoa; Chordata; Mammalia; Lagomorpha; Leporidae. Gene Ontology annotation, molecular function: racemase and epimerase activity, acting on carbohydrates and derivatives; fucose binding. Gene Ontology annotation, biological process: fucose metabolic process. The record is from RefSeq and is a predicted model, not a curated record.
CGGCUGGCCGCGGCCAUGGUGGCGCUCAAGGGCGUCCCGCUGCUGUCCCCCGAGCUGCUGUACGCCCUGGCGCGGAUGGGGCACGGGGACGAGAUCGUACUUGCAGACGUGAACUUCCCCACUUCGUCGGUGUGCAGGAGUGGCCCGGUGGAGAUCCGGGCGGAUGGCCUGCGUGUCCCACAGCUCCUGGAGGCCGUGCUGCAGCUGCUGCCCCUGGACACCUAUGUCCCCAGCCCGGCUGCCGUCAUGGAGCUGGAGCCCAGCGAUAUGGAGAGAGGCCUGCAGACCCCCGUGUGGCAGGACUAUGAGUCCAUCCUGUCCAGGGCCGGCUGCACAAAAGCCCUGGCGAAGAUAGAGAGAUUUGAGUUCUAUGAGCGAGCUAGGAAGGCUUUUGCUGUCGUGGCAACCGGGGAGACCGCCCUCUACGGAAACCUCAUUCUCAAGAAGGGCGUGCUGGCCCUGGACUCGCUGUCCUAGGCCUGGAGACCCCCCCGGACCCGAAGAGGAUCCAGGACACCCCAGCAGCACCUGGGCCCCAGCCAAGGCUCCCAGGGGCAGUGGGACGCGGGGGCCUGUGAGGGUGAUGGCGACACGUGGCCCUGGGCAGCAGCUCUUUCUCCCUCAGGCUCCCCAGAGCCAGGGGUGGGCAGCAGGGUCUGGCCCGGACGUCUUGAAGGGGCUGUGUCGGUGCUGGUGAGGGGGUUGGGGCCACACUGGGCAGGGCCGGGGUGGUAGCAGCCGUGGCUUGGGUGUUGGAUUCCUGCCACUCAAGUGGGAGACGUGGAUGGCAUUCCCGUCUCCCGGCUGUUGUGGGCAUUUGGGAAGUGGACCAGCAAGGAAAGACCUCUCUCUCCCUCUCUCUCCCUCUCUCUCCCUCUCUCUCUCUCUCUCCCUCUCCCUCUCUCUCUCUCUCUCUCUCUCUCUCUCUCUCUCUC